AUGGCUGACCAAGACAAAUCCUCGCUCGAUGCGAACAAGGGCUCCGUAGGCUCUCAAUUCCAGCCGGAGGGCAAUGUUGGCCAGGUCGGGGAGAAAGUCGGCGGCCCAUUUAGCAGCAAGGGUGCGGUGGGAAAGGAGUUCACGGACAAGGGCUCGGUUGGUAGCACCGCACAAUCCGCUGCCGAGCAGAUGCAAGGAGAGAAGAAGCCCAUUUUCGACAAGGACGGCGCGGUUGGCAAGCAAUUCCAGCCUGAGGGGUCAAUCGGUAGCGUCGGCGAAGCUGUCGGUGGCCCAUUCUCGUCGCAGGGCGCUAUCGGCAAGCAUUUUACAGACAAGGGCGCAGUGGGAGGAUCGGUUCAGGAGAACUUGGGCAGCGGAAAGAAAUAG
Messenger RNA from Cladophialophora yegresii CBS 114405, 387 nucleotides. RefSeq lists its product as uncharacterized. Bases 1 to 387 code for a protein of 128 amino acids. The record is from RefSeq and is a predicted model, not a curated record. Lineage: Eukaryota; Fungi; Ascomycota; Eurotiomycetes; Chaetothyriales; Herpotrichiellaceae. The transcript is spliced from 5 exons.